Bombyx mandarina (wild silkworm) is the source of this 1060-nucleotide messenger RNA. RefSeq names its product chromobox protein homolog 3. The record is from RefSeq and is a predicted model, not a curated record. Gene Ontology annotation, cellular component: nucleus. Lineage: Eukaryota; Metazoa; Arthropoda; Insecta; Lepidoptera; Bombycidae.
UUGAGUCCGCUGUGCAAUUCUAGGCUUCGAAAACUUAUUGGUACCUACUUUUUUUCUAUUGUGGAACACGCUUUACCAUUAAUUUAGACAUUUAUCUCAUAAAUAAUGGAUGAGUCACUAGAAGCAGAGCUAUCGUUCGCAGAAAAUGCUCAACCGGCACAACCCAUGGAGACUAGUCAGACGGACAACACUUUAGCUCAACCUGGAACUGUUGUUCCCGGCGGGAAACCAGAAGAAUUUUCUGUGGAGAAAAUACUUGACAGAAGGGUUAAAAACGGGAAAGUCGAAUAUCUGUUAAAGUGGAAAGGGUACUCUAAUGAAGACAACACUUGGGAACCAGAAGACAACCUUGACUGUCCUGAGCUGAUAUCAGCAUAUGAAGAAGCAAGAAUGAAAAAAGAGAGAGAAGCUGCGCAAGUUGUACCUGAUAUAUCAGAAGAAAACUUAGCAACCAGGAAAAGAUCUAAAAGAGGAUCCAAAAAGAAAAUUGAGGAAAUUGAAAAGCCUAGAGGUCUCGCCCGUGGUUUGGAACCUGAGAAGAUUUUGGCUGGCCAGCUAUUCCAUGGUACACUGUUUUUCUUGGUGAAAUGGCGGAAUUGUCUUGAAAUGGAUGUUGUACCAGGACACAGUUUAGGCGAAGCAUUUCCGGAAUUUGUUAUUGAUUACUAUGAGAAAUGUGCACCUUUCAGUGUUAGACAUAAGGACAUGAAAGUUUUUAGAGAAGCGCCCGAGUUACCUUCAGACGAUCCAACUCAGCCUGAAACGGAAACUUCUACCAAAGUGGCUGAAGACACAUUAACUAACAGUGAAGCAGUUGAAUCGCGAGUAGAACCUCCGUCUUCUGUGCCAGUUGCUGAGAGGGCGUCUCCAACCUUAGAAGUGCCUGUCAACUGAACUAAAUAAAACCGACCACGACUGCCCGAUAACAUUACUUUUCAGUUAGAACAAUCCAGAAAUAAUCUAAUGUAUUUUGUAUUUUUUUAAUACGCUUUUAUUAGCUUCAGACGUAUGUAUGUUUGUAACGGAAUCUUUGAACAUGAUUUUGACCCCCUUCAAAAUG